This is a messenger RNA of Syngnathoides biaculeatus (alligator pipefish), 3651 nucleotides long. RefSeq names its product regulator of G protein signaling 17 (gene rgs17). The record is from RefSeq and is a predicted model, not a curated record. Lineage: Eukaryota; Metazoa; Chordata; Actinopteri; Syngnathiformes; Syngnathidae. Bases 795 to 1424 code for a protein of 209 amino acids. The transcript is spliced from 11 exons.
CCUGUCCUUCUCCUGGACCCAAAUUACAGCAAUUAGCUCCCAGGAACUGACCUUCACUUCACAGGACACGUCCACACAGUUAAUCUCCAUUAAAGCAGGUGAAGCCUGAAGGUCUUGUGCUAACACCGACUGCCUGCUCAUCAGUCCCUCGCCAGUUCCCCGCUGAAGAAAACCAGUCCCAAAGCACGCUUGUGCCUCAACAUACUUCACUAAUGUGUUGUUGGCUGCGAACCAAAACUGGAUCGUUCUCUGACGUGGGACCUUGUGGCAAAUCAGCUGCAGUGCAGGUGGCUCGACGGAGACAGGAAAAGAAGUGUGAUGAGCCCCCAGGAUGAUGGGCUGCAGAGCCAGGGAGCAGCGCGCAUGCGCAGUGCAUCCAGGGGCUCGGCGGCAUUCGGAAUCGGUGCUGAAGUGGGGCGGAUGGACGGAAAAGCGGCACCGAUGGACGUUCCGCGGCGAAAUCCCCGUUGACGAUGCCCUCGGAACGGCGUCGGGACACCGUCGUGUGCGCACCCACCACCCCGGGACACUGACAGUCCGAGACAAAGCGAUGCUGUACUUUCAAGUCCUCAAAUGACCCAUUUGCUGAGAUCGGAGCAAGCCUAGAGGGCGAGCCAGCAAGAGACACCAAAGGAGCAGGGACCUCCUCGCCUUGCCCCGAGUCACCCGCCAGCCACACAGGCAGUCCGUUAGCCAAUCAGACGCUCCGCCGACCAGGCCCGCUAUCGUCCGGCAACCAAUUACCUCAUGUCAUGACCACUCUUUCAGACCUGCUUUCAAGAACUCACUAAUUCAUGCCCCGGAGUGUGAGUGGAGUGGAGAUGAGAAAAAGGCAGGCGGCGCACAUCGAGGCCCCACCACAGGUCCCCGGACAGCCCCGACCCAACACCUGCUGCCUCUGCUGGUGCGGCUGCUGCAAGUGUCUCUGGAGUGAAGACAGGAUGGAGAGAAGUGAACGGCAGACCUGCACCAAGAUGGACAGUAUUGAAACUGGAGAAGAACAGCACCCAAGUCUCGACGAAGUCCUGUCGUGGUCUCGGAGCUUCGAGAUGAUGCUGCGCUCGCUGGAGGGCCGGGAGAUCUUCCGAGAGUUCCUGAGGUCGGAGUACAGUGAGGACAACCUACUCUUUUGGUUGGCCUGCGAUGAGCUGAAGAAGGAGACCGAGCCGUCGGUGGUGGACGAGAAGGCCAGGAUCAUAUACGAAGACUACGUGUCCAUACUGUCGCCGAAAGAGGUGAGUCUGGACUCGCGGGUGCGCGAAGGCAUCAACCAGAGCCUGGCCGAGCCCAGCAGCCUGAUGUACGAGGAGGCCCAGCUCCAGAUCUACACACUAAUGCACCGAGACUCCUUCCCCCGCUUCCUCAACUCCACCGUUUACAGAGACCUCCUCGCCAACCGGAGGCGCACCUGCCUCGACACCUAAAGAUCCGCAUCCCACCUUACCUUCAACGCCCUCCAUCGAGACUACUACGUCAACUAUGGUGCCAGAAGUCCGGUUUGGGAAAAAAAAAAACAAAAACAAAAAAACUCUCUAGAUUGCAAAACGACUGACUGAUAUCCGAGAUAGCUGGUUAUUGUUCUUAUUUAUUUUUCUCAAGCAAUUUCUAGCCGGUGACAUGGGUUUGCUGAUUGCUUUUAGGUCAAAUUUGACGAGGCCGCUGUUGCCGGCCGCUGAUUCUUUCCAUGAGUGCAGAUGUCUUGAUGGUCACGUUAGACUGUGGAUUCCUCAGGACCAGGAAGAAAGAGCGAGAACGUGAAAGAGAGAAUGGACAUCCCAAUUAUUCCUGUACUGUAAUAAUUACACAUCACUUUUAAUUUCCACCCCAUUUGGCCUCCCCACAUAUUCUGAGCUAAAGUAAUGGGCUUCCUCGGGAGGAAAAACAAGCAGAGUUCUAAUAACUUUUAUUAGAGGGGGAAGCGUCCGCAGCACCUGUCAUGAUUCCAUCCAUCUAUCCGUCCAUCUGAGCACUUUCCUUCUUUACGUGGGAGAAGUAAGGGCUAGACUUGUGGUUGGGCAGCUACAUGUAACUCAACAAUGCCUUCACACGUGUUUCGCAUAGACAAAAAAAAAAAAAAAGGCAGCACAAUCGGCGCUGCUGGAGGUUUCCCUCCCCUCUCGGAAAGCAACCACAGUUAAUCCCGACAAUCCCUUUCUUUUCACCCCUCCUCCUGCUUCCCAUUCGCAUCCUCAUAGCCUGACAAGCACAGGUUACAAAAAAACAACAUUGUAGUAGUUUUCUUCUACAUUCAAGCACUGACGCAGUUGGGGUAACAAGCCCCCGGCCUUUUUCCGUAAGGCUUUAUUAUAACGUCUGUAGCGAAGUGGGUGCCAAACAUGAUGUCAACGGCGCUAAAGAAGAAAGUCUGCUCGUUUUAGCCUGCAAACUUUUUGUUAGCCACAAUGCUAACAUGCCCUCGUGGGCGCUAGAGCCUGUUGCUCCGUUAGCAUGACUCAGCGCGCCACAUACUCUCUUUGGUCUACUUUUCUUAAAAAUGAAAAAAUCUGACUUUGAACGCAUGAUAAUGUGUCGCUUUAAAGACUUUAGAGGACAAAAUAGAGGUGCGCGGUCUUGCCAAAUGUCGUGGUAACAAUUUAUUUGCGUCCCGCUCGACCUGUGGCUAUACAGUAGAAAGUGCAUGACUGAAGUAUUAUUCUAAUUUUUGUUUGUUGUUGAAUUCAUUCUGAUUAUUAUAUUGACGGAUAGAUGUAUCUAUCAGGUCCUAAAGUGUUAGCGUAAACUGUAUCACUACUUGUUGAUAUACGGGAGGACUCGGCGUUGCCACUUAUGUAUCUAACUACUUGACGUUGACGUGCCAAGUUUUGUUAGCGAUUGUGUCUCUAUCUCGCUACGCUAGAUUUUAGACUGCCAGGAUUCAAAAUUAGGGAUGGUCAUAAAAUUUCCUUGACCCACCACUGGGGCAACUAAAAACUUUUAAAUGUUAGUAAUGAGAUGGGAGAAUGGCUCUUGGAAUGUUCUGAACUCCUUAUUCCAUGGCAAUGUAGUAUUGAGCAGAGUUCCAAGUGCUUGGUAGCUCAACCUCCAGUAGCUGACGUCACGUUGUUGUUGUUCACCUUCUUUAAAACGGCGAACUAGAUGAGAGGGAAUAUAGAGCUCCUCUUUGGAUGAGUUGCUUCGAGUCACGAUAAAUCGAUUCUGCGCCACCCUAACAAUCGGUGAACAGAUUGUUAUCCCCGUCCCAACUCAAAAUACAUUUGUUACUGGAUGAAUUGCAAUGGAACCUCAAAGUGGUACAAUCUAGAGUUCAAUCUCCACCCCCACCCCCAAACAAAAUAUAUGAAAAAUUAUCCCUCAAAAUUAAUGUAUAUGACGAUGUUAUGGAAAUAUAUUCCUUUUUUUUUUACUUUUCAUCCCCAUAUGUUAAAAUUUGAGCUGAUAACACCAAGUGUUCUUUUUUUAAGCUUUUUCUUUUUGACAGACUUAAUUAAUUCCAGCAAUACCUUUAAAACCAGUAGCGCUCUGCAGAUACCUUCCUGCCGUGUCAGCUUUAAAAGAGACUUUUGGUCCUGAUCAGGACCGACCGAGGCAGCGUCCUCCGAGGGGCUUUUGUCCAAUCUCUGGCUAACACUCCGGUCAUGCGAUUGCUCGACGGCGGCGUUGGGAGUGGUUUCGUCGAUGCUUUCGUACGGU